AUGAUAUAUUAUAAUUUAAAAUUAGUUAUUUUUUCAAUCAUAUUAGGAACAUUAACCUUAAUUUAUAAUAAUGACUUCAAUUCUUUAUAUAAAAAUAUAAACUAUGAAAACAUCGUAUUAGGGCCAAUAAAUUAUAGAUCCUUAGCAGAAUAUUCGCAUGAACAUAGAACAAAUCAUAAACAUAAAAAUAGAGAAUUAAGAGAAUACCAAAAAACUAAAGAAGAACAAUACAAAAAAAACAAAUAUCCAAACGAUGGCGCAAAAACAAAACAAAAAAUACGACAAGUAACAGAAAAUGAAAAUACUGGAAUAUCAAAUUUAAGGAAAUAUAAAAAAGAAUCAUAUGAUAACGCACAAGGAGGAAAUUCAAAUAAAUCUCCUCGUUCCCUCAAAUAUUCAGAAAUUCAAAGAAAGCUUUAUAAUGAUUUAGAUGGAAAACAAGACAGGGAUGUUCAGAAUUAUUCAGAUGAUGAAUAUGAUUCUAAGAUAGAAAAAUAUGUACAUAAAUGUUUUUUGGUUAUUUUAUUAAUUUUGAGUUUUCCCCAUGCUCUCGUUUUGCCAUGUACAUAUUGUAAAAAAAAAAUGCACACAGACUAA
This is a messenger RNA of Plasmodium adleri (nom. inval.), 597 nucleotides long. Its product is annotated as stevor PIR protein, putative. The coding region runs from base 1 to 597 and encodes 198 amino acids. Lineage: Eukaryota; Apicomplexa; Aconoidasida; Haemosporida; Plasmodiidae. The transcript has 2 exons. The record is from RefSeq and is a predicted model, not a curated record.